This is a messenger RNA of Lolium perenne, 6941 nucleotides long. RefSeq lists its product as uncharacterized. The record is from RefSeq and is a predicted model, not a curated record. NCBI's taxonomy places the organism in Eukaryota, Viridiplantae, Streptophyta, Magnoliopsida, Poales, Poaceae.
UACUGGCUGUAGGAGCAGUGCUACAGUGCUGCUGCUUUCCUCCUUUAAAGCCAGGAGCGUGUAGGAGCAGCCUCAGCUCAUUUUUUCUCUCACGCUGGCUGCUCUCUCUCUCUCUCCCAGGAAGAACAAAGCAACAACUAGUUAUUUGGAGCCCUGUUUUGAUCCUUUAGGAGUUCGAUUCAGGACACGAAGCAGUAGAAGAAAUUGUAGAUCAAGAAUAUCGUCUUGGAGUGGCAUUUUGGAGCAGUUGGAGCCGGUAUUCUCAGGAGAAGUAACUGAAAAAGUUGUAGAUCAAGGACCACAAUUCAGUAGGAGCUCGCCUUUGCAUUUCCAAGGACCAAAGCAGCUCCCAAGAGGCCAAGAUGAAGAGGAAAAAACCUCCCGAUAGAAAGCCAUGGUUGACCUUAUUUGGAAUGAAUGACAUAGGAAAGAUGAAAAGAAAGAUGAAGAAGUUCAACUUUGGAGAAUUGUUCAAGAGAGGAACAACCAGCACCGGGAGGCCUUCUAGGACCUCCACCCGAUUUAGGCGAUCGUACAAUGAGGAUAUCAUCGCGCCUAGCUUCGCGCUCGAGGAGGACAAUGGGGCUCCUAAUGCUUCAUCCUUCCCAUGUUAUGAUUUUCUGACAAAUGCAGGGAUAUUGGAUGAUUUCUUCACCCUUGUCAAUAGGGCGGGCUUAGCCACCUACGUGGGAGAUGAAAGGGAGCAAUACUACAUGCUCACCAAAAUCUUCGUCGAGAGCUUCAAGUUCCACAACACGCAAUAUGAGCCGACAGUUGCAUUCAAGAUCUAUGGUAAUCCUGUUACUAUGGAAUUGGAAGAAUUUUGUUGUGCAUUGGAUAUUGCCCCUGUAGGUACAGCAAGGAGGAUUGGUGACAACCCCCGGGACUUGUUGGAGCUCUAUCGAGGGAUCACCAAUGAUGAUUGUCGCACCAUUCAGCGUGGCAAGAUAAGGAACAUUCAACUCCCCGCCAUUAAAUAUUUUGCGUAUUACAUUGCCACUAGCAUUCUUGGUAGGAAGAACACUAGCAAUAUUUCUAGCUACCAUCUUGCUUUCUUGAAUAUUGCGCUUACUGGACGGACAUCUUAUCAUCUUGGUUCUCUUAUUGCUCGCCGCCUGUCUAACAGGGGGCCUAUUUUUGGAGGAACUAUUGCAUUGCGCGUUUUAACACAUCUAGGACUUCCUCUUGAUCCUAAUGAUGUGCCAUUAACCCCUAGGAGGCUUGAUAUUGCUGCUAUAAAAAGCCAUCAUUUUGUUACCACUGAUUCCACUUUAGAUAACAUGGUCUAUAGAAUGUUGUUUGCUGACGGGGAUGAGAAGGAAAUCCCUCUUCCCCAGCCGGGUUUGUUCAAUAUUGACAGGGAACCAUGGUCGCGCACUAAGGAGGAGGUGGAGGAACAUAUGAAGAUACAAGACUUCCACCAGCAGCAUGACUCCGAGGACGCCGAGCCCUCCUACGACUACACCGUCACGUACCCGGGUGCUUCUUCUAGCACAUACCCGGAAUAUGAUCCAUCUUCGUCGUACUACGGAGAUACUACCUCAUGGGCUCGAUGGGAUUGAACUCCACUUAGGCCAAAAGCCUAAGCUUGGGGGGAGGUAUACCGGCAUCACUCAUUCUUUGCAUAUUAUGGUUGCUGGAUACUUGUAUAUACUUGUUUAGCUUCUUUAAGUGGUUUUCUAAUAAGAGGGGGAUGAUAUUUGGGGAAGUGCUGCCUGAAAACAGAUUCUGGGCUGUUACCAAAAAAAUUCUUAAAACCAGCCAGAACGUUAUUUUGCGAAGCCAAUUUUUGUGCAUAUUCCCCAGGUUGUUAUCUAACUUUCAUUAGUUGAACACUUUUCGAGCUGGGCAGCGGAAGAAUUUCUUAAAAAUCGAUUACUGCACUGCUGUCAAGUUUGACGAAUUCCUGCUGCUUUGUGUUUAUGCGACUCUUCUAGUUUUCAUUUUCUUGUUUUUUCUUUGUUUCUUUCCUAAAACACAAAAAGACCAAAAAUAUUUCUGUUGUUUCUCUUCACCAUUUGUUUAUUUUGGUUUCUUGCUUUUAUUUUGCUUUAUUUGCUAUCGUUGGUUUGCUAUAAGAAAAUCCAAAAAGAUUUUGCUUUGUUUGCUUGCUUCCUUUUGUUCUUGUUUCCAAUUCGAAAACACCAAAAAUAUUUUCUGUUGUUCAUUGGUUUUGUAAAGUUCAUUAUGAGUUCAAUGGUCUUCGGUGGCGGGAGCGUGGUUUUCAUUUCAUAUUAUCCAAGCUACACAAGUGAAAGGAAAUAAUGACGAUCUACGACAAUUCGACUAUGGUGAGAGGCUGGUAUGAACUCUAUUUGCUUUCAUUUUUGUACAUAUACUCAUCCAUGUGAGCAUGCUUAGUUGGUUCAUGUGAGGUAUAUGUCAUUUAAGGAAGCCUAGUAGUUCAUGAUCUCUCAUGUUUAGCUCCAACUUAUUAAUAUGAGUAGCAUGUCAUAGAUGUUUGCUUGCAUUGUUUUAUUCAUAAAUAGGUAUGACAUUGUGGUAUCCUCCUCUGAAUAAUUCAUUUGAAUUGACUUGGCACAUGCUCACGCAUGCAUAUGACUGAACAAAAGUCAAUUAAGCCUCGAUGAUUUACUUCGCUUCAGAGUUCUUGUAUCACUUUUAUGCCUCCGUUAAUUUAUUUUGCCGCAAGCAUGAUUAUGACGAUUCUUGCUCUCUUGAUUGUCGCUCCCCAGUCUAUUGCUAGCCUUCACUUGUACUGAGCGGGAACACUGCUCGUGCUUCCAAACCCCUGAAAACCAAGUUGUUCCAAAGUGUCCACCAUAAAUACCUAUGCAUGGCAUUUCAAACCAUUCCAAGUAAAUUCUCAUGCGCUACCUUUAAACCUUCAAAAAGCUUCUCAGUUUGUGUCAAUGUUUUAUAGCUCAUGAGGAAGUAUGUGGUGUUCAUCUUUCAACCUUGUCAUUUACUUUUGACAGACUUUCAUAAUGGACUAGUGGCACAUCCGCUUAUCCAAUAAUUUUGCAAAAAGAGCUGGCAACGGGGUUCCCAGCCCCAAUUAAUCAAACUUCAUUAAUAAUUCUCUUCACAUGUUUUGCUCUGAUUCAUCAGUAAGCAACUUAAUUUUGCAAAUAGACUCUCCUCCAUGGUAUGAGAUUGAUGGAAGGCACCCGAAGAUUCGGUUAGCCAUGGCUUGUGUAAGCAAAGGUUGGGGGGAGUGUCACCCAUAAUAAACUAAAAUACGUGUGUAAACAAAAGUGAAGAGGGAUGAUCUACCUUGCUGGUAGAGAUAACGUCCUUCAUGGGAGCCGCUCUUGAAAGUCUGGUUGGCGAGGUAGUUGGUGUACCCAUUACCAUUCGUUGACAACAACAAACACCUCUCAAAAUAAUUUUACUCCUGUUUAAAAAAAAUGAAAAGCUCUAGCGCAUGUUAAUCCCUGCUUCCCUCUGCGAAGGGCCAAUCUUUUACUUUUAUGUUGUGUCUCCAUCCUUUCUUUGAGCACUUUCUUGAGAGCACAACUGUCAUUCUUAGUAUAAUAUGCUUGUCUCAAAAUAUGAUUGACUGUGGUAUAACUUUGAUGCUUUUAUCUUUGAGAAUCUCUAUUUCUAGUCUUUCUAUGAACUUUAGAGGUGCCUGAGCAUUUAUGUUUUGCUAUUCAAAUACGGGCAAGCGAGAUACCAUUUUAUCAUAUCCUUUUAUGAAUAUUGCAAUCCUGCUGAUAGACAUGAUUCAUGAUGCUUAUUAUUAAUUCGUUGGUACCUUUCCAUGAUUGACAUAGCUAUUGGAUGAUCUUAUUUGCAUGUAUCUUAUUAUGAAUUGCCUAAGCACUUUUCCAUGUCAUGAGAAUAUUUACAUCAUGAGAAUAUUCAACUCCCAUCUAUUCGCUAUUUUGCUUACUUUAUCACCAAGUGCGUUCUUGCUUGAAAAAAUGCAAAUAAGUUAUCCAUCCAUGACUUGGUUUUCUUAGCUGCUGCAUUGCAACGUGAUAGAACUUAUAAUUUGGGUGCUUUGAUAGCUUUUAGGCUUGCUACUAACCGUGAUAAAGGAGGAAUUUGUGGAGGUCUCAUUGCCUCUCGUUUGCUAGCUAUGCAUGGUGUAGAACCUCACUCUCUUGAUGUUCAGCUCUCUAUAGAGAAACUUGAUAUUGUUUCCAUGAUAAAACAUGACUUUGUUUCUAAUUGGUCUAAUUUGAAUAACCUGUCCUAUGAAAUAACCUUUUUCAAGAAAAAGUGGAGAGUAAUUAAAUCCGAGAGGCUAGUUCGAUUGCCUGCACCUGCUUUGUUUAACCUUGAUUCCAGGAAAAGUUGGUCGGUCACUGAAGAUGAACUUGAUGCAUACAUAGAGAGGUGCGACCAUCACGCAGGCAACGGAGGAAGCCUGAUCUUUGAGAGGGACUUGGAGGCCUUAGCUGAGUUUCUCGAGCGCCCGCACCCCGAGUUCUUUGGAGGACAAGUCAAUGAUCAGCCUGGAGGAGAACUUCAGUGGGUCGUAGUUGCAGACCUGAGGGGAAAGCUGGAGCCACCUAUGUCCGAGAGGAUCCAGUUUUCCGUAAGGGAGAACAACCGGGUGGAUGGACUAGCUCGAGCCAUGCAAGAAGCACUUGCCCGUCUGUGUGGGCAGAAUGUGAACAAGAUCAAUGGAAACCGAACAAUUCCUAAUGCGACUUUUGGGAAUAUUUCCGAAGAGGACAGUGAGGGUGACACACGUAAUGCUGGUGAAUUCUCAAAGAAUUCGCUAUCCAGAGAGGAGGUGGAAGAAGUUGUUCGCUUGGGCGACAAAUUAAAAGAAGCAUCUGCCUGGGUACGUGAUGAUGAACUUGCCGUUUGCAGCGAUGUGGAGAAAAUCAUGGGGGGUUUCAACUUGCCCAAAGAUAUUAGUUCUUCGCUUGGUGAAGCAUUGAAAUUAGCUUUUCUGUCUAAGAAUACAGAAGCCAGAAAUAAGCUACAAGCUAUUCAGGUAUCAGUAGCUAAAUACUGUACCUUGGUCCAGCUAUCAAGGAAAUAAGCUACAAGCAUAUUUUAAGUUCAACAUUAUAGGGUUCUACUUUAUGAAUUAACUGCGUACACAGCUUUGUGCUUGCUUGUUAUAAGAAAAAAAGGUCAUUAUUACUUUCUUAAUGAACUAACAUUGAUUACAUGUUCAAUACAGCCGGUGAGGAAAAAUCAGGCAAAACAAGCAUAUUAACCGGUAACGUUUUGGAUGUGUGUGGCAUUCUGCUCAAUUUACACUAUUUGCACAUCUUGAUGCUUAUACGGUACUUCCUAGUUGGCCAUAUUAAAUGCUCAACCUGCAUACCACCAUGUGUACCUCUUGAACAUUUUUGAUAGUUCUUGCGGGUGAUGAAUAUUAAUAUAAACACUCCCAGGAAAUUUGUGCGGGGAAGGCAGACAUAGUUUCAAUUAAAAUUAAUUUUGAUGAGCACACAAUUUGGCGCAUUAUGGUAAGCCUUUGGAUAGUUGAUUUAUCUUAUUCAAAUUCUCAAUUCUCAAUACCUACACUGUCCAUGUGUCUGCACAAUACUUUGCUCCAGCUAACUGGUUUUCCUAGUGACAUAUAUCAACAUCUAGAUCUUGCAGUAGCUCUAAUUUAUUCAUGUUUGGUUGGAAGUUCCUGUAUUUCCAAAGAUGCUUCACUGUACACUCUUUGACUGCCCACUGCGUCAUUUAAUUUUCUUUUGUGCCUUCUGCACGAUAACUAGGUGGGUGCAAAGCAUUUUCUAGAUCUAACCUCUGGUGUCUGGUGUCGUCAAUACUGUCGUAGUAAUUCUUGUUCUGCUCGUUUUGUUUUGUUUGAUUUCCUCUCUCCGGUAAGGUUGGGUACGUGUUAUAUGUUUAGAGCUGUAUGACAAGAAUGACCUCCUCACCUUGGGUAAUGAGCAGCAGCUAACGGAGUGCAAUCGUUAUUUUGAAUUUCUAUUUAGACAAUAUUUUGAAUUUCUAUUUAGACAACUACUCUUUAGCUCUGCAGAAAUUGUUGGAAGUUGAGGGCAAGGAAAAAAUCAUGAAAGAAAAAUUGAGCAGCACUAUGGAAACCAAGCUGCACAUGAAGAAGCAAUUCAAGUCUUGAAGGAUUGAGUUACCAAAUGGGAGCCGGAAUAACCACCAAUUGGUGGAAAUCAUGGAAUGGAGAAGUUGAGCUAAAGGGUUGAGUUGAUUUGGAAUGGCUGGCAUAGGAAACAUUAUCCGUAGUCCUGCACUUUUGGCCCUCUCACGUCGGCAUGCAGUCACUAUGAGUACCUUCCGAGGUUGGAUGUCGAGACAAUGUAUACUCUCUUAUCCUCACGCGGAGAUGGUCCCGCUCUCACCUGUUUCAUUCGUUACACAUCACCAUUUUCCAGUAUCUGGAAAGGGAUCUUCUACUUCGAGUGGGUGGAUUUCGUAGAUCCCGGCUUGGUGACGGGCUUGGUUCCCAAGAUCGUAGCGUACACUGCAGAAAAGAUGAAGGAACUAAUUAGAGUAGAUGUUACAGACAGAAAGAGGGCUACACCAAGAUUACAAGACUAGGCCUUUACGACUAUAUGGAAGGCCUCUUGAAAAGACCACACCCUUUGAUCACAUGCUUGUUCGGAAGGCACGAGGUAACUGGAAUGCCAAUAGUCGAGGGAGCUGAUACAUGAAGAAGUGGGAGCGAAGAUCCUUGAACCUUGAUGCUGUAAUCCUAGCGGUUUCAGAGAUGAAUGUCGAUCCUAGUGAGGGAGGUCUGAGCAAAGAACUGCAUGGACCUUGAGGAUGUCUGGAUUCUGGGAAGACCCCUAGAUGGAGACCGUGGAGUAGACAACUACUCUAGGCGUGGUUACCCGGCAAUGCAUUGUUGGGCCUCAGAAACAUGCAGUACAUUUGUUUAGGGUGUGUUUGGUUUGAUAACUAAGUGGGAUGUAAUGUCAUUUUCCAUUCCACAAGAAUGUCGUGAUCCGCAGGUGGAGAAAACCUGGUUUUGUUAAUCAGGUCCAGGUCCAAUCGCGCUAGAUUUCAUCUUGGCA